Molecule: messenger RNA, 954 nt
Organism: Eremomyces bilateralis CBS 781.70
Lineage: Eukaryota; Fungi; Ascomycota; Dothideomycetes; Eremomycetales; Eremomycetaceae
Exons: 2
Coding region: 102-476 (124 amino acids)
Cellular component (GO): preribosome, large subunit precursor
Source: RefSeq, a predicted model, not a curated record
AUCAAAUCGUAUCAACUGAAUAUCGAAAAGUCAAUCACAUCCAAAAAAUCCCCCAUAUAGCUAACACCCUUAUUAUUCAACUGGUCCCCUCAUAAUUCAUCAUGGCCAAAUCUCUACGCUCACGUUCCGCCAAGGCCCAGAAAACACAGUUGAGGAGAAGGGUUUUCGGUCCGGUGGAAGAAGAGCGAAUUGCUCGUUUGUCGGCGGCUCAACAGGAACUGGCGGGCCAGAAGAUCGAAUCCCCGAAAAUGGAUAUCGACGAGGAGAAGGAAUCCGAACAGUCUGCUGCCGCAGAGGUCGCCGCAGACCCCGAUGCAGAAGUUAUGGAUGUGGACGAAGACUCUUCAAAACCAACGAAGAAGUCUCAACGGAAAACAUCCAGGAUUUCGAAGCCUCACAAAAAGAGGAGGUCGAAGUCGGCCAUUCGCUUUCCAUCCAUGAAGAAGUCCAAGAAUGACAGGAUUGGCCGAGCAUGAUGAUGCCAACGACUUCAGGAGUUCAGAAGACCCGAUUACCGCCUAUCAACCAGCGUGAUGGUUAGUACUACUUCUCCACGUUGAAGUUAUGAGAUAGCACGGUGUCGCUCGUUGGCAGGGAUGACUAUGGCUAGCAUCGAAGGAACUGCGACGCUGAAGUUUUAUGAUGUGGAUGCGAUUCACCAGCUAUGAUCGGGGCCAAAUACGAAUCAUGCUGUCACAGCAAGAGACCAAUGCCCGGCAUCGACCUGUCAAACUUCGGUCUUUAGAGGCAGGCUCGGACAGAAUCAACCAACUUGGGACGUAGAGUCUCGUGUGUCAAACAUAUAUGAACGGAAUGGUCACCAGGCUGGAUGCAUGACGGAUUGUGAUGGGACGACACGCGAUGGGAUUUCAUAGUCGACACAAUGUAGACCACACCAUAUCGAACAAGUCUUACAGUUCUACUAUGUAAACUAGAAUUUUAAUGACGUUGUCC